This is a messenger RNA of Agrilus planipennis (emerald ash borer), 1835 nucleotides long. RefSeq names its product alanine aminotransferase 2-like. Lineage: Eukaryota; Metazoa; Arthropoda; Insecta; Coleoptera; Buprestidae. The coding region runs from base 135 to 1652 and encodes 505 amino acids. The record is from RefSeq and is a predicted model, not a curated record. Gene Ontology annotation, molecular function: L-alanine:2-oxoglutarate transaminase activity; pyridoxal phosphate binding. The transcript is spliced from 6 exons. Gene Ontology annotation, biological process: biosynthetic process.
GGUUAGUAUUACAUUUUACAUCUACUCUCAUUUAUGUAAUUAAUAACAAUGUUAGACAGUUUUAAUUUAAUUAAUAAAACUGUACGCUAUCUUUUUUCUCUAAAUGAUGAAGGCGGUGAUGGUAUGUCAGUUGUAUGGUUGCAGCAGGAAGAAUGAAAAAUUGUUUAAAAAGUACCCGCCCCUUUAGUACUUUUUCUUUAUUUUUAUUAGCGAAGAAAACAUUAACUGUAGAUAAUAUGAAUCAGAAUGUUAGAAUCAUGGAUUAUGCCAUAAGAGGUACCAUUAGCGAACGCGCAGAUGAAAUUGAAAAGGAACUAUUAAAAGGUGAAAAGAAGCCUUUCAAUAAAAUCAUUCGGGUGAAUCUGGGAGAUUGCCACGCAGUGGGUCAAAUCCCUAUAACAUUCUUAAGACAAUUGCUAGCGACCUGUACAUACACUGAGUUACUUAAAAGUUCCAGUAUUCCUUCGGAUGUUAAGGAAAGAGCAAAAAUUAUAUUGCAGAGUUGCACAGGAGGUUCGGUCGGUUCUUAUUCGACUUCUUCAGGAAUCGACGUUAUAAGACAGCAUGUAGCAAAAUACAUUGAAAAAAGGGACGGACAUCGGGCUUAUACAGAUAAUAUUAUUUUAUGUGCAGGUGUUGCUGAGGGUUUUAAAACCAUCUUAAAACUAUUCAAAGCCGGAGUUGAUUGUAAAAACCCAGGUGUCAUGAUUCCCGUUCCUCAAUUUCCCUUGUAUACGGCUACUUUGACGGAAUAUGGUAUAUCCCGAAUCCCCUAUUUCUUAAAGGAAUCUAAUUUUUGGAGCCUCGACAUGGAUCAUUUAAAAGAUCAAAUAAAAAUUGCAAGAAGUUACUGUUUCCCUAGAGCCAUUGUUGUUAUCAAUCCGGGAAAUCCUACUGGACAACUUCUUACAAGAGAAAACAUUGAAGAUUUAAUAAGAUUCGCAUACAAAGAACGUCUAUUCAUUUUUGCUGAUGAACUGUAUCAGGAUAACGUGUAUGACUCCAAAUUCUUUUCAUUCAAAAAGGUGAUGAUAGAGUUGGGAGAGCCCUAUAACAAGAUGGAAUGUGCAAGUUUUAUGUCUGCCUCGAAAGGGUACACUGGAGAAUGUGGAUUACGAGGGGCUUAUAUAGAGGUAUUCAAUAUGGACACCGAAGUAAAAGAAAUAUACAAAAAGCUUCUUAAUACGUCUCUGUGCUCCCCCACUCUGGGACAGGUGGCAAUCGACGCCAUUGUAAAUCCCCCACAAAAAGGAGAACCUAGUUAUGAUUUAUUUAUACAAGAAAAAACAAAAGUUUUGGGUGACCUUAAAAUAAAAGCUAAAAUGGUCGUAGAUGCGUUCAACAGUUACGACGGAUUCAAAUGCAACCCUCUUCAGGGUGCUUUAUACGCAUUUCCUAAAAUCACUUUACCUCCUGGUGCCCUCAAAAAGGCAGAAAAAAAGAAAAUACUACCCGACGUAUACUACUGCAAAAAACUAUUGGAAAAGACAGGAAUUGUCACUGUUCCUGGGUCUGGAUUUGGACAAGAAGAGGGGACCUACCAUUUUAGAACAACCAUCUUACCACCUGUCGAAGUUCUUCAGGAAAUGCUCAAGUUGUUUCAAUCGUUUCAUAAACAGUUUUUUGAACGAUAUUCAAAAUACGACAUUUAAUUUUAAGAGAUAACAAAAAGAUAGUGUAUAAAAUACUACUACUAUCAAACUAAUUGUAAAUGAAGGACCAAAUUGAAUAAUUAUCCUAAAAAAGUAAGUUAAGAGUUGGGUAGAUGUAUUUUAGGAAAUUGAAAAAAAACUUUUACUUUAACUCAAUUACACAAAAAAUGCUGACAGCUUAAA